AUGAUCUAUGUAUUCUUUGACAAUCUACCAUCGAUGGUUGGCAUCGUCGACCUGUACAAAACCAGCGCAGACCAAUCACUGCCAAUUCACAAACGCUACGACUUUAGAUUUAUAGCGUCAAACAAAGCCACAAAGGAAACACUUGGAAAGUUCUCACCAAUCAAGGACGUUGUGAAGAAGACAUUGGAUGGAUAUUUGGCGAGAGAGGAAUUGGAGUUGCCAGAGUACUUCUUGACUUUGUGGACAAAGAAUAUGGUCAAGUGUUUAAAGAAUGGAAAGAUGGUCAAGUUCUCAUAUCCUAGAUACGUCCACUCGGGCUACGUGCCAAAGGAGGACGAUUUAUUCACAGACCAGGUCAUCUGGAAGCGUUGUACCAUUGAUAUGAUGGGCCGCUCGUCGACGGGUGCGCCACGCUUCUACUUCAUGGCCGAGGAGGUCAUCAAAGAGGGCGUCACCAAGUACAAGACAUUGGCAUUGGAGCGCGAGUACCGCAACAAGCUCGAGUCACUCCAGAGCAACAUAGAGCAGCGCGUCGAUCAUUGCACAGAGAUCAGACUCAAGUACAUACUCGAGUCCAUUCCACAGAUCGUAUGGGUGACGGACUCGCGAGGCGUCAUCGAGUUUGUAAAUAGAAAGUGGAUCGACUUCCUUGGCGUUGACGCGCCCGGACAGCGACUGUCCUGGGCCUCGCUGGCGAGCGAUGUCAGCGGCUCGGGCGAAGCCACCGACCGCCUUUGGGUCGACUGUCUCGUGAACACCAAGCGAUUCGAGGCCGAGAUCCUCCUCAACAGUCCAGCAGGCGGUAGCGACCGCUGGUUCCUGGUUCGCGCUGAGCCGUACCGCGAGACAAGUGGCGGACCCGUGCGUUGGAUUGGCUCGUGUACCGACACGCACGACCAAAAGACCGCACAGGAUCGCAUUGAGAAGGCCGAGAAGUGCAAGGCCAUCUUCUUGCAGACCAUGUCACACGAGAUGAGGACACCACUGGCCGGCAUCAUUGGAAUGAACUCAUGGUUGAUCAGUUCAGAGACGUUGUCCUCCGAUCAACUGGACUGCUGCAAGACUGUAAACAUGUGUGCCGAUGCACUGCUCAAACUGAUCACCAACAUCCUGGACCUAAGCAAGCUCGAGGAGAACAAGAUAACACUCGAAGAGGCAGAGUUCACGCCAAACAAGAUCGUGGAGGACAGCGUGGACAUUGUGGCCGCACUCGUUGAGAAGAAGAAUCUGGAGAUCAUCUAUCAGAUUGACUUCAACACGCUACCCGUGGUCGUUGGCGACUACUAUCGAAUCAUUCAGGUCAUGACCAACCUGCUGUCCAACUCUGUCAAGUUCACGCCAGAGGGCGGCACCAUUCGGGUCGGCUGCUCGUUCGACCCGCUGUCCCUGUCACAGUCAUCAUCUCACCUGACCUCACGCCACAUGGGCGGUCGCUAUGGCAAGAUACAGUUCUGGGUUGAGGACACUGGCAUUGGCAUACCUGAGGCGGGACGCGAGAAGCUCUUCCAGGCCUUUUCACAGUACGACGCGUCCAUGUCCCGCAAGUAUGGUGGCAGUGGUCUGGGACUGGCCAUCUCCAAGCGUCUGACACAGGUACUUGGCGGAGACAUCUGGUUCAGAAGCGAGCCAAAGAAGGGCUCGGUGUUCAACUUUACAGUGCAGGUGUUCUUCCCUGACGCCAACAACAGUCCCUUCCUCAAGUGUCUGGCCGCAGUCCCAGCCAGGCGCUCACCCCUUCUCCCUGACCCAAACAUACUGCAACAGAGCCCCACGAUGGUGUCGCAGUCUGGCAACAAGCAGUCACAGGUCAUACUCAUGACGACGCGACAGGAGUUUGCAGCGAUGGUAACUGGGUGGACCCGCGAGUGGGAGCUGGGCACAAACGUUGUAACGUCCAUCGCCGAGAUGUCGACGGUCAUUGAUGAACUCAAGGCCAAUGUACAGGUUGGAAAGAAACUCGAUGUGGCAUUCCUCAUCGACGAACCCGAAUGGAAGAAUGUUGCCGAAGACUCAUCCCAGCAGGACCUGUUGGUGCGAUACACCAAUGACACCAAUACCAACUUUAAGCCGAUCUUGGUCGGAUACAACAAACCAUCGCAACUCAUGCCAUUGCUAAAGAGACCAAUCAAGAACAAGACACUCAGAGAGAUGUUGGAGACCAACCUACUAUACUUUACCAAGAGCAAUGCUAUUGAGCUGCCGCCAAUCAUCACCUUCCAGAGUCCUGGUUCCCUCGCCAGUCUCGGUGGUGGUGGGGGUGGCGGCGACGCUCUAUCCCAUGAGCAACAACAACAACAGCUACAGAUACAGCAACAACAACAACAUCAGCAAUCUCGACCAAACCCACAGGUCAAGCACAGGUUGGAUGAAGACGAUAAUGAAGAAGAAUCUGACGACACUUUCGACGACUCAUCACCUGUACCCACAUUCAAGCGCGCGAGGAGAUGCUCACCAUUGGCCAUCUACGAUAGCAUCAGUUGCAACUUCUCUCCAUCACCAUUGAUCCAAUCGCCUGGACUUGUCCUACCUCAAUUUACCUUUGACAGCAGCCAAUCACCCAACCGCAAGAACUCCUUUAACCUUGACAACGAAGUACCUCUCGAACAAAUCGGUGGGAAGUAUCCCCUGAAGAUCAUGGUUGCUGAGGACAGUCUCGUGAAUCAAAAGGUAGCAAAGAGAUACUUGACCAGAAUGGGAUAUGACGGUGAUGAGAUUGUGUUUGUUGUGAAUGGAAAGGAAGCCGUCGAGUAUCUGGAAAAGAACGAGAUGGUGGACGUCGUACUCAUGGACAUGCAGAUGCCCGAGUUGGAUGGCUGCGGUGCUACUUCCAAGAUUCGACAGAUGUUCCCCAACAGCGGGCCCCAUAUCGUUGGAAUGACCGCGAACGCCUUCAGCGAGGACAAGGACAAGUGUCUCUUGAGCGGUAUGUGUCAGUAUCUGGCCAAACCCGUCAAGCUUGAGGACCUUGCCCUUGAGCUUAAGCGAGCGUGGUUCACAAGGAAGGACUUCAGAGUGUGCAUGUGCAAGGUACUAUGA
Messenger RNA from Acytostelium subglobosum LB1, 3036 nucleotides. RefSeq lists its product as hypothetical. The transcript is spliced from 3 exons. The coding region runs from base 1 to 3036 and encodes 1011 amino acids. Gene Ontology annotation, molecular function: phosphorelay sensor kinase activity. The record is from RefSeq and is a predicted model, not a curated record. Lineage: Eukaryota; Evosea; Eumycetozoa; Acytosteliales; Acytosteliaceae. Gene Ontology annotation, biological process: phosphorylation; phosphorelay signal transduction system.